Messenger RNA from Oryzias latipes (Japanese medaka), 3618 nucleotides. RefSeq names its product protein phosphatase 1L. Gene Ontology annotation, biological process: protein dephosphorylation. The record is from RefSeq and is a predicted model, not a curated record. NCBI's taxonomy places the organism in Eukaryota, Metazoa, Chordata, Actinopteri, Beloniformes, Adrianichthyidae. Gene Ontology annotation, molecular function: cation binding; protein serine/threonine phosphatase activity.
AAGAUUGGGAGGUAGCUCCGACCUUGUCUGCAACUUAAAACACAUUGAAAUACAAAAUUCUUCUCAAUUACUGUGCAAGAUAGAGGAAGAGGAAGACAAAUAAAAAAUGACAUUAGAGAAUAGCAUAUAUAAAAAACUGCGAGAGUGUGGUUUUAAAUUACUAGCCCUCAACAGUUUUAUCAUUUGACCGAAACUACAAAAUCGGCAUCGAAUGACAUCACACACGUGUGUCUCACAGCUGCGCACUUGUCAUUGGGCUUUGGAAACGAGGGUUCCUGCUACAAAACCUCUGUUCCGGUUUAGACCUUCAAAAUAAAGGCGCGACGCAGAAAUAACCAAGGCAAUAUAACGACCCCAACAGAACCUUGUUGACCCCUUUAAUCCCUGUUUUUCUGUGAAUGAAAAAUUGAGUUUUUGCAUUUGUUGGACGCUUUUCCUUCAGGAUGUGAAACCUCACAGGAGAGCAGAAUGUGAAAAAGCGCGAGGCAGCUGCGGAGGCGGAGAGACACACGAGACGAGUGGAGGAAAAACGGGGUCAGCCGCGGAGACCAGGACACUUCUAAUUCUUUUUCCUCCCCCUGAUGAUUCCCAGUUGCCUUCUGGGGUUGUCGUUGUUGUUUUUAAUCUAAAAACACCCUGUCUUCACAAUGAGUCGUGGGAGAAUGGCCCGACCAGAAUCCUGGUUUAGCGCUCCAGGAAGCUAAAGGCGAUCGGACACAAAGUCGCCUUUUGUCUGUGAUCCUAUAGGUGAAAGGGGAGACCGGGCUGGCGGAUGGAGUGAAGCGAGCAAAAGGGAGGGCGUCAGACUGCAGCUUGGUUGCGUGUGAUGAUAGGAGACACAAUGACGCUCCUGUCUCUUCUGGGUCGGAUCAUGCGCUAUUUUCUCCUCAGGCCGGAGACGUUGUUUCUGCUCUGCAUCAGUCUGGCGCUGUGGAGUUACUUCUUCCAUACCGACGAGGUGAAAACCAUCGUCAAAUCUAGCCGGGAUGCCGUGAAGAUGGUGAAGGGAAAGGUGGCGGAGAUGAUGCAGAACGAGCGGCUGGGAGGCCUCAGCGUUCUGGAUGCGGAGUUCUCCAAAACCUGGGAGUUCAAAAACAACAACGUCGCCGUUUAUUCCAUCCAAGGGAGGCGAGAUCAUAUGGAGGAUCGCUUCGAGGUGCUGACCGACAUCUCCAACAAGAGCCACCCGUCCAUAUUCGCGAUAUUUGAUGGUCACGGCGGAGAGGCUGCAGCUGACUACGUGAAGGCCCAUCUGCCCGAGACACUGAAGCAGCAGCUGCAGGCCUUUGAAAGGGAGAAGAGGGAGAGCUCUGUGUCGCACGCCAACAUUCUCGAACAGCGCAUCCUGGCCGUGGAUCGUGAGAUGCUAGACAAGCUCUCUGCCAACCACGAUGAAGCAGGAACAACAUGCCUGGUGGCGCUGCUGUCCGACAGGGAGCUCACCGUGGCCAACGUGGGAGACUCUCGCGGUGUGCUGUGUGAUAAAGACGGAAAUGCCAUUGCACUAUCGCAUGAUCAUAAACCCUAUCAGCUUAAAGAACGCAAGAGGAUCAAGAGAGCAGGAGGUUUCAUCAGUUUUAAUGGAUCCUGGAGGGUGCAGGGUAUCCUGGCUAUGUCCCGCUCCCUGGGAGACUAUCCCCUGAAAAACCUCAACGUAGUCAUUCCCGAUCCUGAUAUAAUGACCUUUGACCUGGAUAAGCUGCAGCCGGAGUUCAUGAUCCUCGCCUCGGAUGGGCUGUGGGAUGCCUUCAGCAACGAGGAGGCGGUACGGUUCGUGCGCGAGCGUCUGGAUGAGCCUCACUUCGGUGCCAAGAGCAUCGUCCUCCAAUCCUUCUACCGUGGUUGCCCCGACAACAUCACUGUCAUGGUGGUCAAGUUUAAAAGUGGAACUGGGGGGAGCAGCAAGGCCAGUGAUUAGGACUGGAUCAUUUGGAUGCGGAAAUGCAACAUAGAACAAAAGGAAAGCAUCAGGAAUCUGCAAAACAAACAGAAAAAUAUUGUAAUUUUUACACACUAACACGUCUGAAAAUUGAAUUCAUCAUUACAUCUAAUCCACCUAGUGGAGAAAAGGGGCAUUGAACCACAAAGCCCAUAACCAUCUUCUAUAUUGUUUUAUUUAAAAAAAAAAAAAAAAGACUGAAACAGGAAACUUGUUUUAACCAGCACACAUAAGACUCUGAUUGCUUCACUUUAAAUGUGCAUGAAUGGUACGGCUCCCCUUGGAGGCAUUCAUUUUUAUUUAUUUUUUUUCUUUUGGAGGAGGCUUGAAAUGUGCCUACGCAAUAUUUACUGUGCAACGUACUGGAGGUGCUGAAAAUGCAACUGCAAAAAACAAGACAAACAGCAUCCAGCUUGCAGCGCCUCCAUAAGUGUUGAACGAGUCUGUUCCCCUUCUGAUCUAAAGAAAUGUAUCUUGUUAAGUCCUUUCCUAAAUCCAGAAGGAUGCAACUCCCCAAAUACCGUAUAUCCUCUGGAUAUCAAACCUCUGCAAACUUUCUGUUAUGGCAUUUGUUUGUCGAAACUGAACAAAUUAAAAAAAAAAAAUAAGCAGCAUGGAAAUGUUAGGUCAAAAACAUUUAGCAACGAACUAUCAGUUCUCAGUAAAAGCUUGAUCUGUCUUUGGUUUUUCAUUGACUUACUGAAUGUUUCAGGUGGCACCCAUAAGGAAAAAGGUUACUGAUACAUUUAAGGAGUUUUUAAAGCCUUAAAUGCUUGUUUUCUGAAUAAUGUAUGUCACAGCAGUUUGAUAGGUUUCUGUGAAUAUUUUCUUUCCUCUUUAAGGAGGUAAACUCUUUAUCCAGCAUGAUUGAAACUUUGAGACCAAGGGUGUAAUAAAGCCACAUUUUAAGUCUGCAGAAGGAGUGUGAUACCCAAAAAGAAACCGUAUAGGGAGAAAGUUCUGCAUUAAAUGUCAUGUUGAAUUCAUACAUAUCAACCCACAUUAGCAUCGUGCUGUUCUGAGUAAUGCAAAUGGGUUUUGAUUUAUGUAAAACCCGAUUUAGAAGCAGAAAUGACAUUGCUCAAAUGUAAUGGAGCUAAUGUGACGUGUUCCCUUCACUGUCGGUCGCGGGGUGUGCGUUUGGACCCUCCAUAACAGAAACACUGCAUUCGUCGCUGGACACUGGAGGCCGCCUUUGACCUGGAAAGCACACGUGACUUAAAAGUGACUUAAUAAAAAUGACUCGGUGCAUACUCCCACUGGAGCCAGAAGGCAAACCUGAUACGCUCCUGAAGCAAUACAAACUGGCGUCAUCAACAGGAGCCGCAGUGAGGAAAGUUCCAGUAAACCCAUACUUGAUUUACUACUGUUUUCAGUUCAGCUGUUUACCACUGUGUUUUAUGAUCUGUCAUCAGCUGAGAGAAACGCUGAGACGUUUUCUUUAUCUAAUAAUUUACCCCAAUGCCUUAUUUAUUGAGGUUUUUUUUCUUCUUUUGGAUGGAGAUUGCCACAUCAGAAUAUACCUACUGUGUGUUUUUGUUUUAUUUCAUUCUGCCUAUGAGCAGAAGUUUACAAUUUAAAAAGAAUCAUUUUACUGUGAAAAGCAGUUCAUAUCUAACACUGAGUGAAUGAUCUUCUGAUUCAUAAAAACAGUAUUAAACAAAGGUCUUCAUGUCAAA